CCCUCCCCGGCCAUGGGGCUCGGCCGCCCGCCCGCUCCCCGCGCCCCGCCGUCUCAAACUGCUCUCCAUGGCUUAAAUGGGCAUCAAAGCAUGUCUCUCUGAUGGAAUGUACAUCCCCAAAUGAUCCAAUCCCUCAAGAACUAAUUUCCAAGAAAAAGAAUAACCACCCUCUUCUUUCUACAAUUUGCUUGUUUUAAUGUCUGGCUUACUCUUAUGUUCAAAACCUGAAUUUUAAUGCUGAUAUUGCUCCCUUUUAAAUAUUCUGGUACACAGAAAGACGGGUCUGUGUCCAUUAAACUCUCAUCAGGAGAGGGUAACAGCAGGACACAGAGAGGUGGAAGGAACUUGGAAGCACCCUGAGAAAGUGAAAGGAAAUACUUAGCUUUGCCUUUUUUAAGCCUGUUUGGGAAAGAUGAAGCUUCUUCCCUUACUGAUGAAGGUAUUGGAGUCAGUCUGUUCAACCUAAGCCCAGGGUGGUAACUGAUCUGUACCUGCUGCACCUUUUCCUUUUUGCCUUACACUGGACCCUGCAUUGUACUUGAUCAGCAGUGGUGGCAGAACCUGAGUGGGAAAGAUGGUUGUAAGGAGGAGAAAUGUGAAAAUGUUUACAUUCGCCUUUUUGCUCAUCACGGUAACAUCGUUUCUGCUGAACUACACACACCAAGUGACCACAACCACCUGGGAUCCGAGGCAUCUCGUCAUGCAGUUUUCAGAGCAAGUCCAAAAACUCUUCAAGUACCCCAGGAGACCUUGCAGCUGUCGCACGUGCAUUUCAGAGAUGGGACAUUCGCUCUGGUUCGAUCAGAGAUUUAAUUCAACUAUGCAACCUUUCUUGACCUCACAAAAUGCCUUGAUCCCAGAAGACAGCUACAGGUGGUGGCUGAAACUGCAAGCAGAGAAAGCUCCGAGGAAUUUGAACACUACUCUCACAGAAUUGUUUGGGGUCAUUCCCGGGGACGGGGAUCCCCUGCAGGAGAGAGGUACUUACACGUGCAGACGAUGUGCUGUCGUGGGCAACUCUGGGAACCUCCGGCAGUCGCAGUAUGGCCGAGAUAUUGAUUCCCAUGACUUUGUGCUCAGAAUGAACCGCGCCCCCACCACUGGCUACGAAUCAGAUGUUGGGAGCAAGACCACUCACCACUUUGUUUAUCCUGAGAGCUACAAAGAGCUGGCAGCAAAUGUGAGCAUGAUCCUGAUCCCCUUCAAAACCCUGGACCUGCGCUGGGUUGUCACUGCUCUCACCACAGGCACCAUCAACUUCACAUAUGUUCCAGUUCCACGGAAGAUCAAAGUCAAAAAAGAAAAGAUCCUGGUUUACAAUCCAGCUUUUAUGAAAUACAUCUAUGAAAACUGGCUAGAGCAUCAUGGGAGAUAUCCCUCCACAGGCCUUCUGUCUUUGAUGUUUGCUCUCCACGUAUGCGAUGAGGUGAGUGUGUACGGUUUUGGAGCAGACAGCAAAGGACACUGGCAUCACUACUGGGAAAACAACACUUCAGGUGGGGCUUUCCGGAAGACAGGCGUCCAUGAUGGGGAUUUUGAGUUCAAUAUAACUUUGACUCUUGCCUCCAUUGAAAAAAUUAAAUUUUUCAAGGGCAGAUGACCCUGGCCACGGGGAGGAGUGGGGGCUGCAAUUUCCAACAUGCAGCAGAACAAAGCUCAGUGAAGAUGAUCUGGGCGCUAGCCAGGUUUGAAGGCGUGGACCUGUGGUGGAAUCGGAGCAUCUCAGACUGCAGGGAACUGGGCCAAGGACCGGCCUCCAUGCUGCACAUGAUUUCCUAUCCACGAACAGCCGGGAGCUAUCAAUCAGUUGUGGGAAUAAAUUAGUCUCUGUUUAGGCUCUACGCCUUGAUUCUUGAAUUCCUGAUGAAAGAUCUGCCUGUUGCAAUUAGAGGAAACCUGGGCACAGGAACUGCUGUCUGUGUGUCCAUUCUUUCCUUGAGCAAGGCAGGAGAUCCCUGAAGAAGAGUGAAAACGACUUUUGGGACCCGAGACCCAUUAAGGCAGCUGUGAACAUCAUAGUAAGGAUUACCUCAAAGAAAUGAAUUCACUUCUGCUGUUGAUCUUCUUUUGAACUGUUUCUUCUGUUUUUUCUAUUACUUCUGUUUCCAUGCUGUAUUAAGGAAAAACAUGAUGAAGUUGCCUGGAGUAGUAAAUAUUUGAACCAUUGCCUCAUUCUGCAUUGAUAGGGUCUAGAAAAUAUGAAUCAAAACAUUUCUUAUCUUGUAGUAUUUAAUAUUGCUUCCUAUACAGCCAUAAUGAUGGGAGAAAACAGUACUGAAAACUCCAGAAAAAAAAAAUGGCCAUUUUAGCCACUUAUUUGUCUUGUUUGGUUAUAUGUAAUUCUUUUUCUUCUUUUUUUUCUUUUUUUUUUUUUUGGUGGAAAAUACUCUGGAAUGCUCUUUUUAUUUAAUCAAUUUAAAGUUGGAAAGUGGACUUUCUUCUUUAAGUCAUUUAUAUGUGCCUUUUAUAAUUGUGCAACAAAUGUGAUUUUUUUUUUUUAAGACGACAAACCCUAAAUUAAACUUUUUUAUAACGGGGGGGAAAUUAACCAAAGUUUAUCUUCUAUCUGGUACAUUUUUGUAGUCAAAACCAAUAAUAGCAACUCCUAUGUUGCAUUUGAGCAAACACAAACAAGACUAGUUUUUAAAGGUAGCUUUUACCUUUUUUUAUGGGAAAAUAUCCAAAAGUCCCAAGGAAACUUUUCUUCUUAUUUUUUUACAAAUUUAAAAAAGUGUUAUCUCUUUACAACGUCUAUUCAAAAUGGCAAAAAUAUCAUGAGUUGGGACACCAACUAGUAAUACAAUAAGAAUUGUUUGCUCUGUAGCUGGACCUACAAAGACACAAUCUGUGGAAGCUGAUCUUACAGCAUAAGACUUCAAAAUUAUGUGCAUCUCUGGAGGAAUGAGCAUGUUAAUGUCAGUACCUCUAGGCAGUGAGAGAAGGGAGGUUACAGUAGAGGUUUUGUAUCCACAGAUUUUUGCUGGAAUCAACACAUUUAAGCCUCAAGGACAGAUGAAGUAUGAAUCCAAGUUCAGGCAGUGAAGAAUGGAAAACAGUGGUGUUUUCUUCCUGAUUUCAUGAAAACAGGACUCAUGGGUUAUUGACCCAGUUUCAGCUCUGGUGAAGUCUGCCAGAGGCUUCAAGGGACUUCCAAUCAGGCUUGUUAAAAAUGGCAUAUUUAAUUUUUAAUAUAUCACAGUGGCUGGGGUUUAUGGCAAAAGAAAUCAUCAUCUAAAUAUGUCCUCUUCCAUGCACCAAUUGUGGCAGGAUGUCCAAGCAAAUGAGUAUUUUGAGCUCAGUGAAAACCCUUGAAUCAGUGACGUGCUUCAUCCAAGAUUUAUCCCCUUGUCUUUCUGUGGCAGCUGGUAAGAGGGAGGUGCCCUCCAAGGCAGCAAGACAUGGCACAGUGGCAUGGUCAGCUGCAAUUUUGGGCUACAGCACCACUCACAACAUAAACUGCUUUACCCACAUGGGUAUGAGUGCACCCUUGGUGUACAAAGAGCCGAGAAUGCCAAAUGAACAUGUGGAUAAUUGAGCUCCCUUUGCUCUACAUGUGACCCCUCAGCUUAGCAAUAUGGAAAUGGCAGGAUUUUCAAACCCUCAUGUUGAGCCUUGUUGAUGAUCCUUAUGUCAAGAAGCCCUUUCCCAGCAUGGUAGCCAGUAGAACUCACCUGCAUGUCAUAGGCACAGCAAAUUGAAUGGGCUUACUGUCUUCUAUAUGUCCUAUGUAAAAGAAUGAAACAUUUCUACCUGAGCCAUGUUUGUUUGUUUGCUUUAAGCAUUCCUGCUGUUUAAAUUGAUGUUAAUCAAUAUGCUUCUGGUGAGUUGGUGCAGUAAUACGAGCAAAACAACUUGAAAAGGAAAAAGACUACAUGGAAGACCCCAGUGGUAUCCUCACACUGUGGCUGGAUUUUGGAUCCUCAAAAUGCUGGGGUUUUUUUCAUGGAAAGAUGUCAGGAAUUCAGAAAGUGCUCUUUCAGUCAUUUUUAGAACGAUUUAGAAGAAAACUCAUGGCGGUUCAGUACCCAUAUCCCAUUGAUAUAUUUUUUUAUCACAGGAGGCAGUUUAGAAUCAAAGAACGUGGUAAAAGAAGCCAAGAUAUAUUCUAGUCUGUGUUGUUUUGGAAGUUUCCUUUUCCUGUUCUAAUUAAAUUUCCCAUUUUCCCCUGAAUAUUCUGCCUCUAACAGCACAUAUAAAACCUUAUGGCUCAUACUAUUGCAGAUAAAUUUCGUGUCUUCAUCAUGGAACAAGCUGCAAUUCCCAUUUAAUUUUCUUACCAACAGCAAGCAGUAACUGUGUACCACUGAUGUCCAUUUUUCAGAGUAUGAGGAGAGCAGAGAGUGGAUGUCUCCAGGUGUAAGAUGAAGAAUAGUCUGUGCCAUCACAUUCUAUUCCAGAGGAACAUUUUCUAGAGUUCUUUAGGCAGCUGACUGUGGUGCUAGAUCUUUGUCUCAGUUUCUCCACAAUUUUGCUGCUCUUUCAAAUGCCUUUGAGAUACCCACAGAUGAUGCUGAGGGAAGAAUUAAUUUCUACUGCCAUUGUUGAAGACUCUGUUCCUGCUAGAAACUUUCUGGGUUUAUUUUGUUUAAAAGAACAACCAAGGAAAAAAUUCAGCAACAAACUCUUGGACUGUAUUUGCCACCACUGCAAAGUCUCUGAAGCACUCCUUGAGUGUGUGUUAUGUUUUUUACCAAAGCCAAAUAUCUUGAGCACUUUUUUCUUCCCAUGACCAGAUUCUCUUCCUAUUUUUGUCUGACUACACAAUUCAUUAUGAUUUUUUUUUCUCUGAUGGUGGAGAGUCUUGAUCAUUCUUUGUCAUUUUAUUUAUUUAAUUUUUCA
Molecule: messenger RNA, 4839 nt
Organism: Corapipo altera (White-ruffed manakin)
Lineage: Eukaryota; Metazoa; Chordata; Aves; Passeriformes; Pipridae
Gene: ST3GAL1
Product: ST3 beta-galactoside alpha-2,3-sialyltransferase 1
Exons: 7
Coding region: 575-1600 (341 amino acids)
Molecular function (GO): beta-galactoside (CMP) alpha-2,3-sialyltransferase activity
Source: RefSeq, a predicted model, not a curated record